This is a messenger RNA of Mycosarcoma maydis (corn smut), 675 nucleotides long. RefSeq lists its product as uncharacterized. The transcript has a single exon. Lineage: Eukaryota; Fungi; Basidiomycota; Ustilaginomycetes; Ustilaginales. Gene Ontology annotation, molecular function: hydrolase activity. The coding region runs from base 1 to 675 and encodes 224 amino acids. The record is from RefSeq and is a predicted model, not a curated record.
AUGCUGUUCAAGUUGGCCUUUGCCACACUCGUCCUCGUCCUUGUUGGCGCCGUAAAUGGUAUGCCUCUUGACAAGCGCGCUGGCUGCUCAAAGUACGUCGUCAUCGAUACCCGUGGUACUGGUGAGCUUCAGGGUCCCUCUGCUGGCUUCCUUGCUAUGAACCAGCGUAUUUUCUCCACUGUUCCAGGCGGGUCCAGUUACCACACUGUCUACACUUCAGACUUUACUCAAAACUCGGCCGCCGGUACCGCCGACAUUAUCCGCAAGGUGCAAUCUACGCUUGCCUCUGACCCCAGAACCUGCUUUGUCCUCGAGGGCUAUUCACAGGGCGCUGCUGCUACCGUCAACGCUAUGCCAAGACUCACCGGUGCCAACUUUAACGCUGUGAAAGGAGUUAUUCUAAUCGGUAAUCCCCAGCACAAACCUAAUCUCGCUUGCAAUGUCGAUGGUAACGGUGGCAAAGCCACCGCGGCCGCAAGUGGCAUUUCUUACUACGGCUUCGGAGGGGUCCCAGCCAGCUGGGUCUCCAAGACCCUCGACAUCUGCAUCUACGGCGAUGGUGUCUGUGACCGAUCCUCCGGCAUUGGUAUCACUGCUCAGCACCUUCAGUACCUGAGCAGCUCCAGUGUGCAGAACAUGGGUGCCACCUUUGCCAUCAAGGCUCUGCGCGCGUGA